Messenger RNA from Gossypium raimondii (Peruvian cotton), 3188 nucleotides. RefSeq names its product protein WEAK CHLOROPLAST MOVEMENT UNDER BLUE LIGHT 1. The record is from RefSeq and is a predicted model, not a curated record. Lineage: Eukaryota; Viridiplantae; Streptophyta; Magnoliopsida; Malvales; Malvaceae.
CCCUCAAAUCACAAUCCGUCCGUUAUCUGGUAUGUAAGAAGAGGCGAGGAAUAGAUAGAAAUCACUAAUAAUUAUAGCUUACUUUCCACUCUUCGUCUGUCCUUUUGGUUCUGAGAAAUCCGGACACCUUAUUAUUUUCAAAUAUGGAGAAUGUAAAAGCAGAAGAGAUGCCUCGUUCAGAAUCUGUUUCGUCGCCUGUAGAUAUGGACCACAUUUCUGGUGAAGGUCAAGCAAUUUCGAUUAGUAAUGGGACAAAGCAACCUGAAAGUCAUUUGUUGGUAACAGACAGUUCUAAAUCAGCCUCUUUACAAAAUGCUUCCGGUGAUCCAGUUAGAGGACAAGAAGCCAGUAGAACAGAAAGUGCAGCUUCAACUUCGUCAGUUAAAAUUGAACAAACUGAGACAGAUCAUCAGGGUAGACUGAUGGAAGAUAUUAAGACUGGGGGAAUACAUGAUGGUUCUGAUGAACAUCCCUCUCAAAAUACUGGUUCCAAUCCAAAGGUUGGAGAUUCCAGAAAUGACCAUUUAGAACCAGCCAAAACUGCUGUUGGAUCUAUUCAUGGUGUUUCUGAUGGACAACAAUCUCAAGAAACCAAUUCUGUUGUCAGUUCUUCUCUUGUUAAUAAUGACAAUGGCGUGAUUUUACCUUCUGUUUCUACCAAUCAAUCAGAAACUAGUGAGCUUACCUUGCCCCUUUCCGAUAUUGGUACCAUUGCUGUUGGGUCCUCACCAGAUACUUCUAUUGGAUCCCCUCUUGAUAGUUCUCAUGUUCUGCUUGAUGGCGUUAUUUCAUCCUCUCCCAAGGUCAAUGACUCUAAGGCAGGAGAUGCUAAAAAUGAGGAUAAUGUAUACGAAAUCAAUGAUCUUACCCUGCCUCAUCAAAAGAUUAUCAGUUCUGCUGAAUCCCCAAAAUAUAUUGGCCCUUCACGUAAAAAGCAAAUUGAUUUAAAUAGAGGUCUCAUUGAUACAGCUGCACCUUUUGAAUCUGUUAAAGAAGCUGUUUCUAAGUUCGGAGGAAUUGUUGAUUGGAAAGCUCAUAGAAUGCAAACUUUGGAGAGACGCAAGCUUGUGGAACAAGAGUUUGUAAAAGUACAGGAAGAGAUGCCUGAAUAUAAAAAACGGUCAGAGGAUGCUGAAGAGGCAAAAAUGAAAGUAUUAAAGGAGCUCGAUAGCACAAAGAGACUAAUAGAAGAGCUCAAGCUAAACCUGGAGAGAGCACAAACUGAAGAAAAUCAGGCAAAACAAGACUCUGAACUAGCCAAGCUUAGGGUGGAGGAGAUGGAACAAGGGAUUGCUGAUGAGGCUAGUGUUGCAGCAAAGACACAGCUUGAGGUUGCUAAAGCCAGGCAUGCAGCUGCAGUUUCGGAACUGAAAUCCGUUAAAGAAGAGUUGGAAACAUUAAAAAAGGAAUAUGCUUCUUUGAUGAAUGACAGAGAUAUUGCCAUUAAGAAAGCUGAAGAGGCUGUUUCUGCUUCAAAGGAGGUUGACAAGACAGUGGAAGAAUUGACUAUUGAGCUGAUUGCCACAAAGGAGUCCUUAGAGUCCGCACAUGCUGCCCAUUUAGAAGCAGAAGAGAAAAGGAUUGGAGCAGCAAUGGCCCGAGACCAAGAUACUCACCAUUGGGAAAAGGAACUAAAACAGGUUGAAGAGGAGCUCCAAAGACUCAAUCAGCAAAUUCAUUCAGCCAAGGAUCUAAAAUCAAAGCUAGACACUGCUUCAGCCCUGCUACUUGAUUUAAAAGCUGAGUUAGCUUCUUAUAUGGAAUCUACACUUAAGGAGGAAACUGAUGGACACCACAAUACUGAGUCACAGGCAUCAGAGACAAGAACUCACACUGAUGCACAAGCUUCCGUUGCUUCAUUAAAGAAGGAACUUGAAGACGUGAAGGUCAAUAUAGAAAAAGCAACUGCAGAAGUGGAUUGUUUGAAGGUGGCUGCUAUUUCAUUAAAAUCAGAGCUUGACAAGGAAAAAUCUGAUCUUGCGAACACUAAGCAGAGAGAAGGCAUGGCUUCAAUUGCAGUUGCUUCUUUGGAAGCUGAGCUGGAGAAGACUCGAUCAGAAAUAGCAGUAGUCCAGAUGAAGGAAAAAGAGGCCAGAGAAAAAAUGGUGGAGCUCCCCAAACAACUGCAGCAGGCAGCACAAGUGGCUGAUGAGGCCAAGUCACUUGCUGAAAUGGCUCGUGAAGAUCUGCGCAAAGCAAAAGAAGAAGCAGCGCAAGCAAAGGCUGGAGCAAGUACCAUGGAGAGUCGAUUACUUGCAGCUCAAAAAGAGAUAGAGGCUGCCCGGGCUUCAGAGAAGUUAGCUUUAGCUGCAAUCAAAGCGUUGCAAGAGAGCGAAUCGGCUAAAAGCAUUGAUAAUGUUGACUCACCAGCUGGUGUAACACUUUCCUUAGAGGAGUAUUAUGAUCUUAGUAAACGUGCAAAUGAGGCAGAGGAGCAGGCCAACAUGAGGGUUGCAGCAGCUAUUUCUCAAAUUGAGGUAGCUAAGCAAUCUGAGUCAAGAAGCUUGGGUAAGCUGGAAGAAGUGACCCGAGAGAUGGCUGAAAGAAAGCAAGCACUAAUUGCUAUGGAGAAGGCUGAGAAGGCCAAGGAAGGGAAGUUAGGUAUUGAGCAGGAAUUGAGAAGGUGGAGGGCUGAACAUGAGCAGCGGCGUAAGGCUACUGAAUUGAAUCAUGGAGAAAACCCUCCAAGGGCAAGCUCUGAGGGAAAGAAAGAAACAAAGAACUUUGAACCUGUACCUGCUGCUCCUACUCUGGCCGAUACCCUAGCAAGCCCAAAGGCAUAUGAUCACGGGAGCACCACAGAAACUGAAUCAUCCCCGGAACCGAAGGUUGUAAAGAAAAAGAAAAAGUCAUUGUUCCCGAAGAUUUUAAUGUUUUUGUCCAGGAAGAAGUCAAGUUCAUCCAAGUCCCACGUAAGUAGUCAAUGACGUGCUGAGGUAUAUUUGUUGUUGUGAUUUUGCCUCCCUUUUUCUUGGGUUGUCACAGUGUCCAUAAAUGUUCAAUAAGAUUUGACAGAUUUUUACUCAUUGAGUGUAAAUUCUAGUGAUUUAUUUGAUGUAUGAUAAAGUUGAGAACAUAUUUUUGCAUACUGGAAGGUUGUAUGGUUCUGUAUAGGCUUUCAGACGCUUGGACGUCAACUCUUGUAGAAGUGAUGUUUGUUAUGAGGACAGAAUUUGGUUUGUUAUUCA